AUGGCUCUGCUCGCCUCGUCGCCUGGGUCAUUCAGGUCCCCGUCGGAAAUGUGGACUGACAGUAUACGGACUCUCCUGUCCCUGGCUCACCAACCCGGGAAAGGUCUGCUGCAGUACUCUGCUGCUGAGCUCCUCCGGCUGCGCUUCCACCUGUCUGAGCCUCCGCCGCCUGCACUACACCACCUCCCGGACAUCGUUUACCUGCCACGCUGGAGAUACAUCCACCGUGGGUCCCGUCGAUGGUUCCGGGCGGACUCCUCGGGGGCAAUCCAGUCCAUCUGGUCCGACUUUCGUUGCUCUACGCGUCACACCGGCCGUGUUGUUGACCACAGUGUGUUAGCCAGCCUAGCUCUGUCGGCUAACACCACAGUCACCUGUGACAACACCGCUGUCGGCUUCGGUCUGCUGAACAUCCGUUCACACACAAGCAAGGGGCAGCUCGUCCAGGAUCUCCUCACAGACCGUAAGUUUGACUUUCUUUGCCUAACUGAAACUUGGCAACGGCCGGGCGAUUUCUCCCAGCUCAACAGCUCUACUGCACCGGGGUUUGUUUACACCUGUCAACCUCGCGGCACCGGCCAGGGAGGUGGUCUCGCAAUAUUAUAUCGCGAGAAGUGGAAAGUGUCGCCUGUGUCUGUUCCUGCAUCCACCUCUUUUGAAUGCAUCACAUGUCAUCUGUCUGGACCAACUCCCACCACAAUUGCAGCUGUUUACCGUCCCCCUAAACCAAACAAUAAUUUCUUAAAUGACUUUGCUGCUGUUCUCACCCAUCUAUCCACUCUCUCACCAAACACAAUACUACUGGGAGAUUUCAACAUACACAUGGACAAUACCAGUGACCUUCUCAUCAGAGACUUUACAUCCUGUCUAGAGAGUUUUGGAUUUCAGCAGCAUACCCACGUUCCUACACAUUCUAAAGGACACAUCUUGGACUUAAUCUGUUGCUCUGGUGUCACCCCUCUGGACUGUGCAGCAGAUGAACUGCCCAUCUCUGACCACUUUCUCGUCUCAUUCAAUGUAAAACUCACACUCUCCAUCACUAAGCUUCCCCGUAUCAUCACAUUCCGUAAAAUCAGGGACAUUAACAUUGACUCUCUCUCAUCCAGUAUCGACUCCCUCAUGAACACUGUCCAUCCAUCCAACCCUGAAGAUCUGGUCUCACAUUACAACACAAGUCUCCACACCAUCCUUGACUCCCUGGCUCCACUAAAAACCACAUCUGUCUCCUUUUCUGUCUCUGCUCCCUGGUUUACACCUGAACUUUGGCACAUGAAAGCUGAAGCUCGACGACUCGAGCGGCUCUUCAGAAAAACUGGACUGGCUGUUCAUAAGGAAAUGUAUGCUAACCAUAUUAAGCAUUACAAGGACUGCAUUGCCAAAUCCAAAUCCAACUACUACACCAAUAUAAUCUGUUCAAAUGAAGUAUCAGAACUUAUCCGUAAGUCCAAGCCAUCCACCUGUCAGCUGGACCCCCUCCCCACAGUCCUGGUGAAAGCAUGCCUUCCUUCUCUGGCCCCCUCUAUCACUGCAAUCAUUCACUCUUCUCUCACCACUGGAACUGUUACUGCAUCCUUCAAACCCGCUGCAAUAACCCCAAUUCUGAAAAAACCUGGUGCAGAUCCAACCGACUUCAAUAACUUCCGCCCUAUUUCCAAUCUACCCUUCAUUUCCAAAAUUCUUGAGAAAACAGUGGCUAUUCAACUUCAUUUCCAUUUAUCUCACAAUAAUCUGUAUGAACAGUUCCAGUCUGGUUUCCACCCCCUUCACAGUACAGAAACAGCACUCAUAAAAAUCACCAACGACCUACUCAUGGCAGCAGAUUCUGGUUUACUUUCCAUCCUCAUCCUCCUUGACCUGAGCACAGCCUUUGACACCAUCUGUCACACCACCCUUCUCAAUAGACUAUCUGCCAUCGGCAUCACCCACACUCCAUUAGACUGGUUUAAAUCAUACCUCUCUGGCCGCACUUAGUUUAUCCAGAUCAAAUCCGUCACAUCCUCCCAUUUCCCCGUCACUUCAGGUGUGCCCCAGGGAUCUGUACUGGGGCCCCUCCUCUUUAUCAUUUACCUCCUUCCCCUUGGCAAUAUUUUCCGGAAAUACAAUAACAAUUUUCACUGUUACGCGGAUGACACCCAGCUCUACCUCACCUGCAAACCCACCUCCACCCUCCCACCCUCCUCCCUCACUGACUGCUUGGCAGACAUAAAAUCCUGGUUUGCUUCCAAUUUUCUCAAACUAAACAGUGACAAAACCGAGGUUCUCCUCGUUGGUUCAAAAUCCACUUUAUCCAAAACCAAUAGAUUUUCUCUCACCAUUGACAACUCCAUGGUCUCCCCUUCCCCACAGGUUAAGAGUCUGGGUGUCAUCCUCGACAACUCCCACAUCAGUAACAUCACUCGGUCUGCAUACUUCCACCUACGUAAUAUUAACCGCCUCCGCCCCACCCUCACCCCCCAUACCACUGCUAUCCUUGUUCACAGCCUUGUCACUUCUCGUCUGGAUUACUGCAACUCUCUCCUCCUUGGUCUCCCACACAAAUCCCUCCAUAAACUUCAUUUGGUUCAGGACUCUGCUGCUCGCAUCAUCACCAGGACCCCCUCCACUCACCACAUCACUCCUGUCCUCCAACAGCUUCACUGGCUCCCGGUUAAGUUCCGGAUUGAAUUUAAAAUCCUUCUAAUGACAUUCAAGGCCAUCCAUGACCUCGCCCCUCCAUAUCUGUCUGACCUACUUAAUGUUGCCACUCCCUCUCGUACCCUCAGAUCUUCC
Molecule: messenger RNA, 2769 nt
Organism: Sphaeramia orbicularis (orbiculate cardinalfish)
Lineage: Eukaryota; Metazoa; Chordata; Actinopteri; Kurtiformes; Apogonidae
Molecular function (GO): catalytic activity
Source: RefSeq, a predicted model, not a curated record